This is a messenger RNA of Symbiodinium natans, 5184 nucleotides long. The record is from the annotation of a GenBank genome assembly. NCBI's taxonomy places the organism in Eukaryota, Dinophyceae, Suessiales, Symbiodiniaceae.
AUGGCGCUUCACACAACCAUCCGUCUCAUGAACCAUCACAUGCUCCCCAAAAGAUCCACGAACCCCCAGCUGGACAGGCACAAACUGGAUCACGAGAUACGUAAUCGGGAGGAGGGGGCACAUACCCUGCAGCUUGCCCUUACGACAGCCCUCAACGCCCUCACGGACCCCACCCCAGCCAACAUCAACUCCACCCUUCUUGACACUUGCCAGAACCACUACCCAUUGGAGAGGAAACCCAACCCUCCAUCCAACCCCAUUGUGCAGCACUUAUGGCAGAAGCGAAGGGAGGCCGAGUACGUCACCGUACGGCCCCCAGGGGAGCCGGAAAGGGAAAACCUGGAAAACAACCCCUGGUGGUACUUCCAAUCCAGACUCUUUCGGGGAUGGAAAGCUACGGUUGCCCUGCGGAAGCAAGUCAAAAUUGCUGAGAAACAAUGCAAGGAAAAGAAGCGCGAAGACAUCCUCCAACUACUUCAAAAGGCUGAGCAGGCAGCUGAUAACGGGGACCAACGAACCGUGUAUCAGGUUGUUCGGAGAUUAGCACCCUGGCAACCUAGACAACGGGUCAUGAUUAAGGACCCAAGCGGCCGACUCCUCACUCUCCAACAGGAGCACGAAGCCCUGGUGAGCUAUAGCGAAGAUCUUUUCGCUCCGGACACAGAGCAGCCGGCUAGGGAGGAGCAAGGUCUUAACUUGGUUUUCACGGUUGAGGAAAUUGAAUCGCAGCUGAAGUCCAUCAAGAUUGGGAAAGCCGUCCCUCCAGGAGUAGCUCCUGCUUCUGCAUGGCGAUUAGCGGCCCCACAGGUUGCGAGGCUGCUGAAGAUGGCAUUUGACCAGCAUUCUCACCAACCAGGGAUCACACUCCCUCUUCAGUGGACCGACGCAUGGAUAGUCUGGCUCCCAAAGCCGGGCAAAGACCCAUGCGAGCCCUCAUCGCUCAGGCCAAUAGGCCUCAUGUCUCCUGAUGCCAAAGCCCUUGCAGGGCUUCUCAAAAUCAGACUCUAUGAGCUGAUUCGGCCCCAGCUGCGCAGGGUGCCGCAGUUUGCCUAUCAGCCGGGGAGGGAUUUGUACGAUGCCUUGGCUAGAGUGCAGGUGUGGAUUGACAACUUCAAAAGGUGUUACGGACGAGGAAACAGCAGCAAAUUCGCCCAAAGGGACAGGGAGGAAAAUCCGAACAACACAAAACUCUGCGUCGGGGGAGCCAUCCUCAGCCUUGACCUCAAACAGGCCUUUGACAGAGUAAACCGUCAAGCACUAGCCCAGUCGCUUAAAGACCUUGGUGCGGGAGAAAGCAUGACGGCCGAGAUUAUCUCCCUCCUAGACACAUCACGGUAUCACAUUAUCAGUGAUCAGGAACAAAGCACAGUGGGUACAACGCGAGGCAUCCGCCAAGGAUGUAAGAUCGCCCCCAUGCUUUGGGUGGCAAUAUCGACCCUUUUGCUGGAGCGGCUGAGGGAUGCCCUCUCAGGCCCCCACAGACAAGCAACCACUUUUGCCGACGAUACCUUAGUGCAAUGGCUCAUUGAAAACUCCACGGACAUUGCCCAACUUAGCAGUUUCAUCAACAAACUUCUGGGGGUCAUGCAGGACAUGGGGCUUUUGGUUAACCUUACCAAAACAGUCCUGCUCUUGAAAGUUUGCGGACCUGGGGCCAGACGCGCGCUCAAGGACUAUGUAGUGUAUAAGGACGGGAAAAAAUGGUGGCGGGCGCGACACCCUGAUGGGAGCGAGGCGCUAAUCCCCAUUGCCUGCUACACUACAUACCUAGGGACGCACCUUUCCCUCCAAACGGAAGCGCACAAAGUGGUAGGCUACCGUAUUGCUGAAGCUAACAAGAGAACUGGCAAAAUCAAAAAGGCGACCAGGUCCAGGAAAGUCUUCGGCCUAGCGCAUAGAGUACGCAUCUGGCAGGCCUGUGCUGCAUCGAGUGCUACAUUUGGCCUCAUUGCUUUCGCGCCCUCUGCCAAGGCGGUGGCACUCCUCAGGGGUUGGUUCUAUCGUCAACUAAGAGCCGUUGCGGACUCACCUGCCCACAUCUCGCAUGAGACUAACAAGCAACUUCGGCAAAGAUUAGGGGUUCAGGAUCCUAUAGAUGCCACUGUGCAACGGAUUCGGCAUAAACUUGACAAGCUUCGGGUUGCAGAAGCGAGCAUCAUCAACCAGCCACAAACUCUCCAGUAUUGGGAAAGUAUGCUACAGCAAUACCUCAUCUUCCACACAGAUAACAUCGAUGCGGAGCCCGACUCCAGGCUGAUCCCGGUGCCCGCGCAACAAUCGCAGCCGGUGGCCUGCCCAGUCUGCGGAGUGUACUUCCCAUCAAACAAAACAAUGAGACAGCACAGGGGAAGGGUCCACAAGGUGUAUGUGAGCUCGCACCGGCAUGAUGAUGACAUGUAUCAACAACAGGAUCACUCUGCUGGUGGCAUGCCACAGUGCAUUCAUUGUGGUCUUAAGACGGGUUCAUGGGACGCGCUGAGGAAUCACAUCCUCAACAACGUUUGUGGCUGGCAGAUGCCACCCGGCCCCACUCGGGAGGCCGAACAGCAGGACAUCGCUACCCCCCCUAGGGGUCACUCAGAAAGGGAGCCACGCAUACUUGAAGACACCCAUCCCUCGAGCACCAUCGCUCGGCAACAACCGGUACAGCCUGCCCAGGAGGAGCCGACGAUCCCGUUGCUGCGUAGACCUGAAGUGGCGAAGCAACUACUGCAGUCGGACUCUAAGCUGCAGAUCGUCAGAGAUCACGCUAGGAGUCUCAUUCAGCACUGUGGCUUCUGUGGACAGUGGAUUGCUAAGGGAGGCUCGGUUAAGGAGCACAUCAAGAGAAUGCACUCACACAUAUGGCAUGCAAGUAUUGGCAACCUGGACACUGAGUGUGCGCUGUAUAAAUCUCACCUCACCCGUGACAGUGUCUGCGACCUUUGUGAGGUCAUGGUGUACCAACCCGACAGGCACACUCGGAGCUGCACGGUUAUUUUCCAAACAGCCUUAGCCACAGCAUGGCAUAAGGUUGGGGCGCCGGACACGGCCCCCGUCGCCAGGGAUGUGAGAACUUGCAUCACUGAUGAGUUCCUUGCCAGGCAACUCAACCCCGACGUGCACAGGCAGGGAAAAAUGGAGGCAGGAGACAGCGAGGUCAUUGACAUGCUGACACGGCACUGUGGACUUUGCCUUCAGCGAUUGACGAAUCAACAGGACUGGAGGCGACACUGUGCCAACCAGCACAAGGAGGCCUGGAAGCGAGCUGAGGGAUUUGCAGAGUUGGUACACGGUUUGUUCACGCUCAAAAGUGCCUGCCACUCUUGCAAAUCGCAUUUCUGUCGCGCCAUGGACGACCAAGCACUGCAGGAAGUGGCGAACAUGUGGGGGCAGCACAGCCCGAUGGAACUCAUAAUGAGGGACAGGCCGACCGAGGAGGAGAACGGCGAGGGGCGGAGAUUCCGUCGCAGGGAGGGCAAAGGCCCAGGCAAAGCAAAAAGGGAGCCGAUCCCGGCCCCAAACCAGCAGCUGGCAAGGCAAGUGCAAGUUCUAACCAAGUAUGUCAGCCAGCACGCCAUGGCGCUGCAACUGCUGGAGGCCGACAGAAGUUGGGUUCUCUGGAUGGACUCUGGAGCGAUGGGCAUCAUACCUCAGCUGGUCAAGACCACGGCCACCUGGAAGGAGAGCCGAGAGCAGAACAAGUGCACCUGCAGCCUUCGCCAGGCUCUCCUGGGAUCGCUCCUGCUGGAGCUGCAAGCUCGGCUUGCGAAGAUGGAGGGCGACAAGGCGGCACAGGCGCCACUCAUUCAGAGGAAGAUGCUCGUAGCAGAACCAAUGGCGUGGUCGUACACGAGAUGGAAUCCGGACAAGAAACUCCAGGAGCCCAGAGAGGGCAACCCGCUCUCUCAUCAGGAUGCAAAGGAGGCAGUUCAACUGCUGAUGCGAGAGGCCGUCAAGCCCAACGUCAUCCAGCGCUUCCAUGCUCUAGGCGGAGUCAAGGAGGACAGGCCAGGAGCCACGACGUUCGUGCUGACAGUCUCCUGGAUCCGCCCGGAAAGAAGCCACAAGCCACUUCCAGAGGACCUACAGCGGGCCAUCGACGGUGUGUUGCACCGUGAUCUUGCAAAGAACAUUUACCCCGGGAAGCCGCCUCACGGCCCCAACAUCCCCACCAAGCCUAGCGACAGUGGUCCUGGUUCAAGGAGAUCACGGAGCAUAGGGGAAUGGCUGAAGGGGACAGGUCAGCCAGCACAGGGGGCGGACGCUCAAUCCCAUAGCCAGGAGAAAGCAGAGGGCCAGGGGGAAAAAGUCACUGAUGCACCAUGCCCUAUGCAACAUCAGCAGUGUGUGCUUGAAAACCCAUCCAACCUUUGCUACCUCAACUCCAUGAUCCAAGCCCUGCUGCACCUGUUUGGUCAAGUCAGGCCGCCGGACAAAGCGGGCUUUGGAUGUCUACGCCCCAUGCUUAAUGCGCUGACCAAAUGUGUCAAGCCCCAGCAACUAAGCAGGAGAAAGGACUGCAUGCAGCUUCUACAAGGCUGGCGUGACCUCCACCAGCAGCAUGAUGCUGCAGAACUUCUGCAACAUCUAACAAAGGACGGGGUCCCUAGGAUCUUGCUGGGCAGAUGGGAGUCCAGGGUUUCCGGAGUUAGUGAACGGGAGCCGGCCACAGUCCGGGCUUGGAACACGGCGGUGCCUCUGAUCCCUUUGCCAUGCACAGGUCAGACCACGACACAGCUGGCGCUGAACUCCUGGAGCGUACAGCCGGGACCUCGCAACGAGGAAUAUGUGACCGCACUGGCUGACGUUCCCGUGAUACUCAGUCUACAGCUUCUGCGUUUUCAGGAAAAGGGUGGUCGUAUUAAGAAGGUCCGCAGCCCGGUCACCGUCAAUCCAGUCAUCAGAGUUCCCUUUUUCAAAGACGGCAAUACCCAACAACUCAGCACGAGCGAAUACCGGCUCAUCUCUGGUGUUGUACACACAGGGGACACCCCACACACUGGGCACUAUAGAUGCUUCUGUCUCAAACCACAGAGCAGUUCUUCUUCUGAGGUGGAGACGAUUGCUGAGGCCUUUGACAAAGGAGCCGCAACUUCGGCCCUACAGAUGGUAGAUGAUGGUAGGACGCCAUUCAACGCCACGGCUAGGGAUGUACAGCAUAUAAAUCGCAACUGGUACAUACUUUUCUUUUCGCGGCAAUAG